Fusarium sp. VM40 is the source of this 876-nucleotide messenger RNA. Lineage: Eukaryota; Fungi; Ascomycota; Sordariomycetes; Hypocreales; Nectriaceae. The record is from the annotation of a GenBank genome assembly.
AUGAAUAUCCUUCAACGAGCUUCAUCAGCCGACGCUGGAGAUGCAGGAGGUUUUCAGCUUUAUCACUACCAUCCCACAGUUGUCGGAGGCGUUAUAUUCACGCUACUCUUUAUAUGUACAACCCUACUGCAUGGCUGGCAGUUGUACCGAGGAAGAUCUUGGUUUCUCAUCCCACUAACCGCUGGCGGUUUUUUUGAGCUUAUCGGAUAUGCUGCGAGAUGCAAGUCUGGCAACGAAUCUCCUGAUUGGACUCUCGGGCCCUAUAUUAUCCAGAGCAUCCUCCUUCUGGUAGCGCCAGCACUCUUCGCCGCAACGAUCUACAUGGAGCUAGGCAGAAUUGUUUUAAUGAUUGACGGCGAAGAUCGCAUCUUGAUUCCAAAGAAGUGGAUGACUAAGAUCUUUGUUAUUGGCGACGUCCUAUCAUUUAUCCUUCAGGGUGGAGGUGGUGGAUAUCAGGCUUCUGGAACUCUAGAAGCCUUGGAAGGCGGUGCUAAAGUCAUUAUUGGAGGUCUUUUCGUACAGCUCCUCUUUUUCGGCGUCUUUAUCGUCAUCGCCAUUGCUUUCCACCGAGCUAUCUUGCAGAAGCCGACAGGUCGUUCAGACAGUGGACUGCCUUGGAAGAAGCACAUGUUUGCUCUGUACGUUGGCAGUCUGCUAAUCAUGGUGCGUUCCGUGUUCAGAGCAGCCGAGUAUCUCCAGGGCUUUGACGGAUACCUUCUACGCCACGAAGCAUACUUGUACAUCUUUGAUGCGACACUUAUGUUCUUGGUCAUGGUCCUGUUCAACUGGUUUCAUCCGGCGGAGAUCACUAGAAUUCUCGAGGGAAAGGGGACUACCAAGGGCUACACCAUGCAAGCGUUCGGAGAAAACGCUUGA